Biomphalaria glabrata is the source of this 6688-nucleotide messenger RNA. RefSeq names its product vigilin-like. The transcript has 25 exons. The coding region runs from base 206 to 3943 and encodes 1245 amino acids. The record is from RefSeq and is a predicted model, not a curated record. NCBI's taxonomy places the organism in Eukaryota, Metazoa, Mollusca, Gastropoda, Planorbidae. Gene Ontology annotation, molecular function: mRNA binding. Gene Ontology annotation, cellular component: cytoplasm; nucleus.
AAGGAGUUUACAUUUGCGUAGGGAUAUAGCAACGUAGCAAUAUUCUUCAUCAUAUUCUCACCUUUCCUGUUCGUGGUUGAUGAAAUAUUCAGCCACAGUGGGGACUAGAGAAGCGAUACCGAUUUUUUAGGACGGACUUUUACGGACACAGUACAUCUGUACUGUUCGACUUGGCAAGUCUACAUAAACCUGCAACUUCUUAACCAUGGCAUCCAAUACUAAUGGUGAUGGCGCAACAUCCAGCAAGGUGGACCUUCAGGCAUUUGAGCCUGAGUUCCCAACCUAUGACAAUGCUUUCCCUAAGUUGCCACCCAAUGAUGCUCGUUCUGAACAACCGAUUGCACCAUCUAUUGCUCCUGGGGGAGCAUGGCAGCCAAAAUUCUUGACACGUCAGUCUAAAUGUACCCAGGUUUUCACUGUUCCAUUGGAAGAGCGCAAGUUCAAAGAAAUGAAUGAACGUCAAUUCGGAGAAGAAAGUGAACAAAUGAAGAUAUGCAAGGAAAUAAUGCAAAAGACUGGGGUUUCAAUCGAAUUAAGUUUGGCUAGAGAUCAAAGCAUGACAGUUGUGAUUAACGGACGUCAGGAUGCUGUAAUGAAGGCUCGGCGUGAAGUUGUCAAUAGACUUCAAACUCAGGCCAGCACGGUGCUUAACAUCCCUCGGGAAUAUCACCGCUUCAUUCUUGGCAAGAGUGGCAAGAAGCUGCAGGAAAUCGAGCUGGCUACUGCGACAAAGAUCUUUCUCCCUCGUGCUGAUGACAAGUCUAACCCUAAUGAGAUAAAAAUCGUUGGUUCGAAGGAGGGGAUCGAUAAGGCAAGACAUGAAAUUGAGGCAAUCCAUGAGGAACAGGCCAAACUAGCGUUUGAAAGGCUUCCUAUUCCCAAAGUGUACCACCCAUUUGUGUGUGGCCCAAACAAGGAAAAUGUGAACAGACUGAUGGAAGAAACUGGGGCCAAGAUCAGUGUGUCCCCGCACAAGGAUGAGAUUGUAGUAUCUGGAGAGAAAGAUGGUGUUCUCAAAUGUAAACAAAAUAUGAUGGCAAUCUAUGAAGAAAAGAAAAGAAAAUGCCAGACAGUCUCAGUGGAGGUAAAAAAGUCACAACACAAGUAUGUGGUAGGUCCUCGCCAUGCCCACAUUCAAGAAAUACUGGCCACCACUGGAGUCUCUGUGGAAGUACCAGAUUUAAACUCACCUUCUGAAACCAUCACGCUCAGAGGUGAACAGGAGAAACUGGGUCAGGCUCUGACAGAGGUUUAUAGCAAGGCCAACAGUGUAGUGUUCUCUGAUGUGGUUGCUCCAGCUUGGCUACACAGGUUCAUCAUUGGAAGGAAAGGAAGCAAUAUUAAAGAGAUCACAGAAAACUUUCCAAGUGUUCAUAUUGAAUUUACUGAAGGCCAAGAUAAGAUCACUAUCGAAGGACCACCAGAUGAGGUCACUAAAGUUGUUGAGAAACUAAAUGCCUUUGUGAAAGAUUUGGUCAAACGCAUGGAUUUUGCUGAAAUUCAAGUAGAUCAGAAAUUCCACAAACAUAUUAUAGGGAAAAGUGGUGCAAACAUUAGUAAAAUUAAACAAGAAACUGGUGUCUCUAUUAGAAUCCCAUCUGAUGGUGACAAUAGUAACAUUAUUAGGAUAGAGGGAGAUCCACAAGGUGUGAAGAUAGCUAAAGAACAAUUGUUAGAAAUGGCUAAUAGGAUGGAAAAUGAAAAAACUAGAGAUAUCAUCAUCGAGCAUAGAUUUCAUCGCCAGAUCAUUGGAGCAAAAGGGGAGAGCAUUAGGGAAAUUAGGGACAAGUUUAACCAGGUUCAGAUCACAUUCCCUGACCAGGGCAAGAAAAGUGAUGUAGUCACAUUACGUGGACCAAAAAAUGAUGUGGACAAAGCUUUUAAACAUUUGCAGACAUUGGUUAAGGAUUUGGUUGAAAACAAUUAUCAAGCUCAGGUGCACAUUUUUAAAGAUUUCCAUAAGAAUAUCAUUGGCAAAGGUGGAAAUACAAUCAAGAAGAUCCGGGAAGAAACAGAUACAAAAAUUGACCUUCCUAGUGAAAUAAGUGAAAGUGAUGUUAUAACCAUCACAGGAAAGAAAGCCAAUGUAGAGAAGGCACAGGCCAAGAUAGAGGCAAUCCAGAAAGAAAUGGGCAAUAUUAAAGAAAUCAUAAUAGACAUCCCGAACAAGCUGCACAAUUCUCUGAUUGGCACUAAAGGAAGAUUUAUUCGUUCCAUAAUGGAAGAUUGUGGCGGUGUCAUGAUUCGCUUCCCACAGGAGGGAACUAAGAGUGACAAGGUGGUCAUCCGAGGUCCAAGUGCCGAUGUGGAGAAUGCCAAACAGCAAUUAUUAGAGUUGGCCAAUGAAAGAAAAGAUUCCAGCUAUACAGUUGAAGUGAAAGCUAAACCACAGUACCACAAAUUUUUGAUUGGCAGAGGUGGUGCCACAAUUAGAAAAGUGAGAGAAAACACUGGCGUACGUAUUAUAUUUCCUGGACAAAAUGACCCAGACCAAGAAACAAUUUCUAUAAUUGGCAAAGAAGAAAAUGUCCAGAAAGCUAAAGAAGAGUUGGAGAAAUUAAUCAAGAGUCUUGACAACAUUGUGGAGGGUGAGGUUCAUGUCGACCCCAAACAUCACCGCAAUUUCGUUGCACGCCGCGGCGAAGUCUUAAGACAAAUAGCUGAAGAUUAUGGUGGUGUGAUUGUAAGUUUCCCUCGUAGUGGAGUUAACAGUGAUAGAGUUGUGAUCAAGGGAGCUAAAGAAUGUGUGGAGGCAGCCAAAAAGAAAAUUCUGGAAAUUGUGGAGGACCUGGAGUCUCAAGUAACAGUGGAGUGUGUGAUAGCUCAAGCAGAUCAUAGAACUGUCAUGGGCAGUGGUGGAGCCAAUGUCCGAGAGAUUACCAGACAGUAUGAUGUGGGCAUCAAGUUCCCGGAUAAGCCAGCUCUACCCAAUGGAAAUUCACCAGAUGAGCCACUGGUCAAUGGAGAGGCUGAAGAAAAUACCAAUGGUCCUCGUAAGAGUGAUAUCAUUAUCAUCACUGGCAAACCAGACAAUUGUCAGAGUGCUAAGCAGGCUUUGUUGGACCUGGUACCAGUUAUAGAGGAGGUCAAUGUCCCCUAUGAGCUCCAUAAGUUCAUCAUUGGUCAGCGAGGCAGGGAUGUCAGGAAGUUGAUGCAGGACUUUGAUGUCAACAUUUCUAUACCUGCAGCCGAGGAGCACAGUGAUGUGGUCAAGGUGCGAGGCCCACCAGUUAAUGUGUCCAAGGCUAGGGCUGCCAUUUUGGAAAGAGUCAAUCAGUUGGAGCAGGAGCGCGAAGACAGGGAGUUGAAGAGUUUUAAAUUAACUGUUGAGGUGGAUGAAAAAUACCAUCCCAAGAUUAUUGGACGCAAAGGAAAUAUUAUUUCCGUCAUUCGAAAGAACCAUGAUGUGAAUAUUCAAUUUCCAGAGAAAGGAAGUGAGAACCCGAGUCUGAUCACCAUCACAGGUUACCAGCAAAAUGCUGAGGCAGCUAGAGAGGAGAUUCUGAAAAUUGUGAAAGAUUAUGAGGACAUGUAUGUGGAAGAGGUGCCUAUUGAUGCCCGUGUUCAUCCUCGUAUCAUUGGAACUCGUGGAAGAGGAAUCAAUAAACUGAUGGAAGAUUUUGAAGUGGAGAUACGCUUUCCUCGACCCAAUGAUGCAGACCCAAACCUUGUGACCAUCACAGGAGCAGAAGAUAAUGUCUUGGACUGUAAAGAUUACUUGUUGAACAUGGAGGAAGAAUAUUUGCAAGACUACGUUGACAAGCAGAGAGCCCCGAGUAAAAGUGCUUCAGAACCUGCUCCUCCAAGGGAACCAACUCUUGGGUUUGUUGUGAAGGAUGCUCCUUGGGACCGGGCCCCGGACACAGCCAGCCAAGAGGAGUUCCCAAGUUUUGGUGCUGUUGUGGCCCCCAGAGGCAAAUCCUGGGGUCCCAUGAAAAAGUAAUUCCACCCCAAAGGUUGUCACCAUGACUUUGAGAAUGCAAAUAUUGAAAUCUUUGCCUUUAUUUUUUGUGUUUAGCUCUCCAUCUUUCCCCCCCUUCUCAUUUUACCCCGACCAACCAAUUAAUUUCAUUUGUGUUUAGUUUUUCUUGAAUGUGAAGUCCUUGGUCACAGUGAUUGAUAAGACUUAGGUACUAAGCCAUCUGUCAUAUUGUUUUCUUUGUGACUUGUGGAGUUCCAUUAAAAAUUGUUAUUGUUUCAAAUUUAACACACAAUUACAGGGAAAUAAUUCACAAUUUGUAAUCAGUUUAUGUACAAGUUAUGUUUCUUUGAUGGUGUCAUGGGCAUGUUAAACUAGUUGAUGUUUGAUAGAGCGCGGUCGUUACGAAAGAGUGUUUCUUUUAAAGAUUCAAACACUCUGGUACGUGUCUCACUGUAGAUUGAUUCUUUGUUUGAUCUUUGAAGGAUGCAAUUGGUGCGUUUCAGUUUGGAGAGUUUGUCGUUUUUUUUUUUUUUAUUGCAAUUUUAUUUCAGUUUCCUUAUACGAGAUUUGUAGAAAUUUUCUUUUUUGCUAGUUCAGUGAUGACUUAAUAAGUUCACACGUCUGCAGGGCUGAUUUGGCAGCUAGUUGGCUGUCCACGUCCAAUGAAAACCCUUUUGUUCAGAAGUUAGUUGUAUAGACACCUCCAAGAAGCCAUUCCAUGAUUGUUUUAAUGUUGGCUUAGUUUGGGGAAAAAAUGCUUGAAAGAAUUUUAUGCCUUGCAAUUUUUUUUUAAAGUAUAAAAUAAGAGUUAAAACCGUUAUACAUGUGCAUGUAGAAUUGUUAACUCUUUUGAGUUGUAUUGUCCCACAUAAGAGUUUGAGGUAAGGCCAAUCAUUGCAUGUGUGUGUGUGUGUAGUCAACUAGCUAAAAUCGUUUUCUUCCUCAUUUAGAUAAUUGAUUGAAGAUAAACCAAAGCUGUUUACACCUUUUUAGCAAAGUUAUUUUUAGAACCUUUGGUGUAUUUACAAGUGAGCAGUGUUUCAAGGUGAUUGUCAUUCUUGUUACAAGGCCUCUGCAUUCUAAUAAUUUGUCCAAAGAUAUCAUUUUGGCCAGUUUAAAAACAGAUUAUUCUAUGGCUGUACAGGAAAAGUGAAAGUAAUGGUCAGUUGAAGCGAGAAUCAGUUCUAAGCAUCCAGUGUCUCUGUAGUGGAAGAGUUUGUUGUUUUUUUUUUCAAAUAGUUUACAAAGAAUUGUAUUCUUAGUGUAGUCAAUGGUAAGUCAGAGACUACAGUGCGAGACACUGGGAGCUGUCUUUGUGCAGUUCAAAUAUACUGACUUGUCCAAAGCAUUUUUUAAAAACUGCAAUUGAAUGUUUUCAAUUGCCCUUUUUUUUUUUUUUUGUUGUUUAGAAAAUAUGCAAUGUAUCUCCACCACACCCAUUACCUGUUGAAGUUAUUUAUAUGUUCACCAUCAUCAAGACUUAUCCAACUUAUUUUUUUUUUUUUUUUUUUUUUUUUCACAUUUAGUUUUUAUGAUGACCUGAUGUUUUGGUUUAAUAUAGGCUCAACAUUUUCUGUGCAAACUUCUAAUUGACAUUGAUAAUAUCUCCCCACCCCUUUAUUUUAGGCUUGUUUUUUUUUUUCUAUUAAUCUAUGUUGAUCUGGUACUGAAUGCAAGACUUGUGGCUAUCCAUUUAGCUUUUAUUAAACCUGAUGUAUGGUUAGCCAUGUAUAGUAAACCUGAUUUGUGGCUUAUCGUGUAGUCUACACAAGCCAUAUUGACUACUAAAGAAUUGAAAGGUGGUCGACUACAUGUAGCAUUAUGCAGAAGUUUCCUUAUAAUGAGAUGACUACCAUAUGAUAUGGUUCAUUACGAUACUAGCUUCCAGUACUUUGUUUUUGAUACAGUCUCUCUCUCUCUCUUUUGCAUGUACAGUGAUCACGCUAAUUAUAUUCACAUAAACUUUGAUUAAUUCUCCGAGUCUCAAACCAAUGCAUUUAUUCCAUGUCACGAGUUCCAAUGUUUUGUGAGGGAGAGGGUGCAGGGGGUAUGAAACUCAAUGAACACCAUUUGAUAUACUUACUGGUGUGUUCGGUCCCUGGGACUGACACCUACACACAAUACUUUUUUUUUUUUCACCCUGUUAUCUGGUCAUCAAUAAAUAAACUGUUUGUACAUGUGCUGUGAUCUAGAAUGUUCUAACCACCAUCAUUGUUUCAAAUGUGUCUGUCACUUAUCUAUAUAUAUAAUUAUUUUUUCUUCAAGUCUUUCUUGUGUUUUCAUGUCAUGUCUUGGGUGUUGGGUUUAUCUCAAGGAAAUGUCUGGGUUUAAGUCUCAACUUUUUUUUUUUUUUUAAAUUGUAUGUGAUAGACAUGUCUUGUUUUAAAACCCAAUUGGAUCAGGCCUACCUUGUAGGCUAAAAUAUCUUGUUAUAGAUAUUAAUUACAUGAAUGAUUUUUUUUUUAUGCGAAUAAGUGUAAGCAUACAAGUAUAGAACAUAAAAAUAUUUCUGGUCCAAAAUGUUCUGUUCCACUAUUGUACAUAAGUGACAUCCUUGUUUGUCUAGUGCUCGUUUUGCACUGCUUUAGGUGAUUACCCCCCUUCCCCCUUGUGCCUGGCCAUGUCCAGGUGUUAUCUCCCUUGUUGUUGAGGGGAUGUAAUGUUCUUUUAAACUAUAAAGAAUGAAUAUAAAAAUAUUAUAUUUUAUUGCUGGUGUUGCAUACAUUGGCUCAAAGAAAAUAAAUGUCAUUUUAAAAUGUAUAUAAA